CCGUGAAACGCCGUUGCCGUGUCUGUGAGUGUGUGUGUGUUUAAAGUGUGUGUGUGCCGCGCAUCUUUUGGAAGCAGCUCCACGCGCAGCACUGAGCUGACAGGAUUUAAUGAGACGCGCGUGAUGAGCUCAGCUCAGCUGAUCUCUGGACUAACUGUCUCCAGGAAACACUUGUCCUCCCUCCGCUGCAGACACCGCCGCUCCGUCCUCCUCUGCCCGGCCAGCAGAGCCCGUCGGUGGGAACCUGCUAACACAGCUGCCGCUCAGUCCGUGUAGAGGGAUGGCGCUGUCCUUUCUUUUCUUCUUCUCUGCUGUGCUGCCCUCGUUCAGAGCAUCUGCCUACAACACAUCUGCCGGUUGUGCCAUCAUUCGUCCUCCCAGAGAUGGAGGGAUACGGUACAGAGGUCUGACACAAGAGCAGAUCCGCAGUGUGCAGGUGCUCCCCGUAGACUAUGAGAUCGAGUACAUCUGCAGGGGCAGCAGGGUGAUCGUGGGACCAAAGGUCAGGAAGUGUUUGCCCAACGGCACCUGGACCGACCUGAGCCAGCGCAGCAGAUGCUUGUUGAUGUGUCCCCGGGUGUGGACGUCACUGGAGAACGGCCGGGUGUCCUCGUGGCCCCUGGGGCCCCCGGUGGAGGGGACGUUGCUGCAUUACAGCUGUCUGCCCGGCUUCAUCCUCAUGGGCCGAAACUCUACACAGUGCAACAAGAUGGGGAAGUGGGACACGCCCAAACCUGUGUGUCACUACGAUCGGCACUACAAAGGCAAGAAGAAGCUCUACAUCGGAGCCCUGUUCCCCAUGAGUGGAGGCUGGCCCGGAGGACAAGCCUGCAUGCCCGCCGCUCAGAUGGCUCUGGACCUGGUGAAUAAGAGGACCGACAUCCUGCCGGACUACGAGCUGGAGCUGAUCCACUAUGACAGUAUGUGUGAUCCAGGUGAGGCCACCAAGCUGCUGUACGACCUCCUGUACACAGAGCCCAUUAAGAUCGUGCUGAUGCCUGGCUGCAGCUCCGUGUCCACCCUGGUGGCUGAGGCUGCUCGGAUGUGGAACCUCAUAGUGCUGUCGUACGGCUCCAGCUCUCCGGCUCUGUCCAACCGCCAGCGUUUUCCCACCUUCUUUCGCACUCAUCCGUCUGCCACGCUGCACAACCCCACUCGAGUGCAGCUCUUCCAGAAGUGGAAAUGGACCAAGAUCGCCACCAUUCAGCAGACGACAGAAGUCUUUACAUCAACUCUGGAUGAUCUGGAGGAGAGGGUGAAGGAGGCAGGGAUUGAAAUCAGCGUUCGUCAGAGCUUCCUCACCGACCCUGCUGUGGCUGUUAAAAACCUCAAGCAUCCUCAGCACCAUGUGCGCUCACCCACUCUCUCUGAAGCCUUUGACUCUGGGUGCUUCUCAGAGUCAGGGGUGUUUCCUUGUCAAGCACUAUUUCUCCUCUUGUUCUCUCCUCACCAGACCUCUCAGGAGUUUCUGGCCCAGCUGAUGUCUAAACUCGGGGGUAAGAACCCAGAGGAGACGGGCGGCUUCCAGGAGGCCCCCCUGGCGUACGAUGCUGUAUGGGCUCUAGCCCUGGCCCUCAACAAGACCGUGGGCCCCCUGAAGGCCAAGGGUCACAGACUGGAAGAUUUCAACUACAACAACCGAGACAUCACAGCUGAGAUCUACCGAGCCCUGAACACCAGCUCAUUUGAAGGAGUUUCGGGUCAUGUUGUAUUUGACGCUCAAGGCUCUCGAAUGGCCUGGACUCUUAUUGAACAGCUUCAAGGAGGCAGCUAUAAGAAGAUUGGAUACUACGACAGCACUAAAGGCAAUCUGUCCUGGUAUGGGAAUGACAAGUGGAUCGGAUCAGGACCGCCUGCAGACCAGACGGUGGUCAUCGAGGAGUUUCGCUACCUGUCCCAGAAGAUCUUUGUGUCUGUGUCCGUCUUUGCUGGGUUGGGAAUCCUGCUGGGGAUCGUCUGCCUCACCUUCAACAUCUACAACAGCAAUGUCAGGUUCCGCCUGUGGCUGCUCGGCCUGGGUUUCAGCCUCGCCUACGGCAGCAUGUUCACAAAGAUCUGGUGGGUCCACACCGUCUUCACCAAGAAGGAUGAGAAGAAGGACAGGAGGAAGCACCUGGAGCCGUGGAAACUCUACGCCACCGUCGGCGUCCUGCUCGGCAUCGACGUCCUGUCCCUCAUGAUCUGGCAGAUCGUGGAUCCUCUACAUAUCACAGUGGAGAAAUUCACCACAGAAGCCCCCAAAGGAGACCUGGAUGUUUUGAUCCAGCCUUUACUGGAGCACUGCAGCUCAGAGAAGAUGAACACCUGGCUGGGUGUGGUGUAUGGUUAUAAAGGUUUAAUGCUGCUGCUCGGCAUCUUCCUGGCCUACGAGACCAAGUCCAUCUCCACGGAGAAGAUCAAUGACCAUCGAGCUGUGGGCAUGGCCAUCUAUAACGUCGCUGUGCUGUGUAUGAUAACAGCUCCAGUCACCAUGAUCCUGUCCUCCCAGCAGGACGCCUCCUUCGCCUUCGCCUCCCUGGCCAUCGUCUUCUCUGUCUACAUCACCCUGGUGGUUCUGUUCGUCCCUAAGAUGCGGCGUCUGAUCACACGGGGCGAGUGGCAGUCAGAUGCUCAGGAGACCAUGAAGACCGGCUCGUCCACCAACAACAACGACGAGGAGAAGUCCAGACAGCUGGAGCGAGAGAACAAGGAGCUACAGAAGAUCAUCCAGGAGAAAGAAGAGCGUGUGUCUGAGCUGAGAAACCAGCUGUCUGAGCGCCAGGCCCUGCGAUCGAGAAGGAGAGCGUCCACCGUCACCAAUCAGAACCACAGCUCCCCGUCUCGUGCCAUUACCCAGAGCGACCCCAGGUCCCUGGCCCCUCCUCCGGGGUACCCCGCCCCCAUCUCCGACCUCCACCCCGUCCCCACGUCCUUCGGCAACUCGUCCAGCCUCUACCAGCAGCAAGACAGCAAGAUCAGCCGAAAUAACUGCCACACCAGCCGACUGCAGCUGCUGUACAAGUGAGGAGGCGGAGGGGCGAGGACGGUAAUGACAUUCAGUACUAAAGUCUGUCAGAGGGGCUGACUUCAAACUCAUUCCACCAAUCAGCAGAGGCCGGAGGAUUCCCAGUUUCCAAGCUGAUCAUUGUGUCAUUUUUCUUUUCUCUCAGAGGAAACAGAUGUACAUGCAUCUUGUUAAUGUUAAUCAUCUAAUCUGCCAGUUUAUCAUGUGCCAUCUAAAGUUGGCCGAGCCCCCCCCCGGCUACAGCUGCUAACUCGUCAGCCUUUCCAUUGUAACAGUGCACAGUUUACAGUCAUGGUCGACAUGUUCAUGUCUGGAACAAAAAGACCUGACCUCUAGAUCUCAGAGGACAAAAGCAGCCUCUCAUUUUUAGCAACUGUUAAUUUUGAAGAAAAAGACGAUAUAAUUAAUUAAUCCCUGAGAGG
Molecule: messenger RNA, 3426 nt
Organism: Epinephelus lanceolatus (giant grouper)
Lineage: Eukaryota; Metazoa; Chordata; Actinopteri; Perciformes; Serranidae
Source: RefSeq, a predicted model, not a curated record